AAUCAGAAUUGAAAGAAGUGGAGCUGAAGUAGAAUAACUUCAGAAUGCAUGAAAUAAUAACAACUAAUACUUGUAGAAGACAGGAAAAAGCGAAAGGAAAUGAAUUAAAAUUACCUCAACUUUGGAUUCAAAUUCUUUGAUUGCAACAUCACCUCACUCCGAUUCCUCCACUGCAUAUAGAGAGAAAUAGUGAUUGUUGAGAUGGCAUCGUUCGACGCGUUUAGCCUGGACGGCGAUGCGCCGGGUCUUGCAUUUAACGACGGUGGAUACACUGGUUACGACGAGGGUUACGCCGCCUUCACCAUGCCUGACACUCCACCUUAUACUACGGAGUUCGCGGAGUCGGAAUAUGUGACGGUGGAUCACGUCUCGGACUCGGUGGACAGUUCUGAUCCUUUCGGAUUCGGGUCGAAUCCUGAAUCCGUCCCGGUCUCGAAUGGCAACGGGAAGGCAUCUUAUGAUAUUGGCCAAGAUUCGGAGGGAAUAUUUAGCUCUGACGGGCCGAUCCUUCCGCCUCCAACUGAGUUGCAAUCAGAAGAAGGCUUCGUUCUUCGUGAAUGGCGGAGGCAAAAUGCCAUUCGACUUGAAGAGAAGGAGAAGAGGGAAAAAGAGCUGCGAGCUCAAAUUAUACAAGAAGGUGAAGAGUAUAAGCAAGCUUUCUACGAGAAAAGAAAGCUUAAUGUAGAGACAAACAAGACUACCAACAGAGAGAAAGAGAAGUUAUACUUGGUCAAUCAAGAGAAGUUCCACAAAGAAGCGGAAAAACAAUACUGGAAAGCUAUAGCAGAGCUCAUUCCCAAUGAGGUACCCCAUAUUGAGAAGAAGGGAAGGAAGAAGGAUCAAGUAAAGAAGCCAUCAAUAAUUGUCAUUCAAGGGCCCAAACCCGGAAAACCUACCGAUCUUUCAAGAAUGCGCCAUUUAUUGGUGAAGCUGAAGCAUAAUCCUCCAUCUCAUAUGUUACCACCCCCACCACUUCCGGCCAAGGACGGGAAAGUCGACAAAGAUGGAAAAAAUGUCAAAAAUGAGAAAGAUGUGGGACAUAGGGCAACCGGAUCAGGGGCUAAAGAGGCCCCUGAUGUACCUGCAAAAGAGGCCACUUCUAAUGGUUCUCCAGUUGCAACUGAAGAACCCAUUACUCCUGCCAAUGACCAGCCUGCUAGCUAAUUUCUCCAAUUUGAUUUUAUAAUUAAAAGUCUCCCCUACUAAAGGUUUUCAUUAUCUCCAUAAUUCUUAAUAUCUUAUUUCAUUCAAGCUGGUUUGCUAAACCAAUGUUAUGUAAGAUAGAGAGUUGACAUAUUCUUACAUUUUUGAGCUUUUAUUAAUUCAGAUUUGUGGUUUUGUGUACUAAUUGUUUGAUGAAAUUUGGCUUGAUACCGUAAUCUUCUGUUCUGGUAUUUUUUCUUCACUAGUAUCUGAAUUGCCUGUUAAUGUUGCUAAAAUGUAUCUUCUUCGAGAUCAGUUUGCCAAGCUAAGGAAUUUUUAUUGCAACCUCAGAUGAACAAACUAUACACAGAUUACUUUGUCAGCCUUGAUCCUUGGACGGACUUUUGUUGCUUCCUUACCAUGUGGGUGUGGGUGUGUACUUCUAUGCACAUGUUCCUUCACAUUUAUUUUUUUCCCUUUCAUUUUCGAUUAUUUUAUUUGUAUUUUAUUAUUUUAUCGAGAUUAAUUUUUUUAUCUAUUUACUCAUGAAAAAGUGAGCCAUGCGAUUGUAACGAUCUAGCUGAUGGAAACCGUCUUGAAGGCCAACUUGUUACAUACUUGACUUGUU
Olea europaea var. sylvestris is the source of this 1771-nucleotide messenger RNA. Its product is annotated as clathrin light chain 2-like. The record is from RefSeq and is a predicted model, not a curated record. Gene Ontology annotation, biological process: clathrin-dependent endocytosis; clathrin coat assembly; intracellular protein transport. Lineage: Eukaryota; Viridiplantae; Streptophyta; Magnoliopsida; Lamiales; Oleaceae. Bases 202 to 1164 code for a protein of 320 amino acids. The transcript is spliced from 3 exons. Gene Ontology annotation, molecular function: structural molecule activity; clathrin heavy chain binding. Gene Ontology annotation, cellular component: clathrin coat of coated pit; plasma membrane; clathrin coat of trans-Golgi network vesicle.